AUGGGUGGGCGCUCGAGCAAACAUCGUGGAGGCGUCUACUCCCGCGGCGAGGCAAACAUCGUAGAGGCCCUCGCCGCGGGGCUGCCGGACGUCUUCCAAGCCGAGAUACUUCCCCGGCUCGAGGUCGAAGACGUUCUCAGCUUAUCGAGGGUGAACAAGACGUGCUGGAAAGCGGUGUGGAGCGAGCCCGGAGUUCGGACGAUGAAGGCGAAGCUCGACAGCCAUCUGGAGGAACGAUCGCGGGAUGUUUGGCGAUCCUUUAUACGCAACGGGCCGGUUUUUCCGCCGGAAUUGUCACCCAUUAAGCUAAUGCGGAUGGCGCGUCGCGAACAGCAGGAGCUGCAGGAGUCUUGGAAGAAGUGUAUUCGCAUCAAGAUAGACAUGGUCGUCUGGAGAAACAAGCACGGGCACCCGCCCAUGGUGGAGACGCUCAGGCGCUGGGAACGCAACGGAGGACCCGGUGCCUUCGAGCUGAUUCUCAUGUCCGACUGGUUCCAACUUUCCACCAUGUGCGCGUGCGUGAUUGCGGUGAUAUGGCUCCAGCUCUGGUUCCUUCGAAACCUUUUCGCCCCUCGCUGA
Molecule: messenger RNA, 579 nt
Organism: Micromonas commoda
Lineage: Eukaryota; Viridiplantae; Chlorophyta; Mamiellophyceae; Mamiellales; Mamiellaceae
Exons: 1
Coding region: 1-579 (192 amino acids)
Source: RefSeq, a predicted model, not a curated record